Messenger RNA from Durusdinium trenchii, 2017 nucleotides. The record is from the annotation of a GenBank genome assembly. NCBI's taxonomy places the organism in Eukaryota, Dinophyceae, Suessiales, Symbiodiniaceae.
CUUCCCUUCGCGACCAGCACUGCCAAAGAAGCUUGCGGACAUGUAUCGAGUUGCUGAUCGCAUGUAUUUUGCACCCUCGAUUGUUGCAACUAGAUUGCUGCCUCGACAAACUUCAGUUCUCCGAAGUCACGGUUAUGGACCAACAGCUGCUGGCGCUCUCCGUGCAUACAGGAGGAGGAAUGCGCAGCGAGAUCGCAAAGGACGUUAUGCUGAAAAAAGCAGCGAAAAACCUCUAUGCUUCGCAGUGGCAGCAGGUCUUUCUCGAGUUUCCAUGUCGACCAAUCGGAGGCGUUUAUCCUCCUUGCCCAGAAGUGCGGAGAAUGACAACUUGGGUAGCACCGUGACACCUGCAGUUGCCACAAGCUCUGAUGGUCCGACUACAGGCGUCUACGAAACCAUUCGAUCGACAGAUUCACUUCCUGUUGACUUCACAAGCGUGAAUUCCCUGGGCGUUGACGGCAUAAGCCCGGAGAUUGGUGCCGAAGUUUGGAUUCGGGCUCGCGUUGCCACGAUCCGUGUCAAGGGCAAAUCCACCUUCGUUGUACUGAGACAAAACAGCUUGCACACAGUCCAGGCCUGCAAAUUCAAGGAGAAGGAAGACGGGGGCGAAAGCGCAGCAGCAGUGGCCCGCUUCUUCAAAUCGAUUUCACUGGAAAGCAUUGUUGAUGUUUGUGGAGUUCUUGCUGAGGCAAAUGUAUCCAGCUGCACCCAGAACAAUGUCGAGCUGCAGAUUAGACGAGUGUUUUGUGUGAGCCACGCAGCGCAGCAGCUUCCAUUUCUGCUCGCAGAUGCUCAGCGAAGCGAGGAAGAGAUCCUUGCAUCACAAGGCAGCAAGAGACCGUUUGUCCGAGUACUGCCUGACCUUCGUUUAGACAGUCGGUGGCUUGACCUGCGGGUCCCUGCCCACAAUGCAAUUCUUCGUAUUCAGUCAGCGGUAUGUCGAAGCUUCCGGGAAAGCCUCAGCCAACGUGGAUUUGUGGAGAUUCACUCGCCCAAACUGAUUUCUGGUGAGAGUGAAGGAGGUGCAGAGGUUUUUCGGGUGGACUACUUUGGCUCCAAAGCGUCGCUGGCACAGUCACCCCAGCUCUACAAGCAGAUGGCGAUGUCUGCGGACUUACCGGGGGCGUUUGAGGUUGGACCAGUUUUUCGUGCUGAGAACUCCAACACAGCGCGGCAUUUGUGCGAGUUCACAGGCUUGGACUUUGAAAUGCCCAUUCGUUGGCACUAUGAGGAGGUCAUCAAGGUGAUUCAUGAGACGCUCUCUACAAUUUUUCAUCGACUCGAGGAGGAGCAACAGGAGGAGCUGACAAUCAUCAGAAAGAUGUAUCCUUCAGAAGCACCAAGAUUUCUGGAAGAACCAUGCGUUCUGCAUUGGGAAGAAGCAAUGGAACUCCUGAGCAGCAAUGGUGCCCACAGAGAGGACAUCAUGGAGGAUUUAAGCACCGGUGAGGAGAAGAUGCUGGGAAAUCUGGUACGAGAAAAGUAUGGUACUGAUUUGUUCUUCUUGGACCAGUACCCCUCUGCGGUGAGGCCGUUUUACACAAUGCCUUCCCACGAUCGGCCCGAAUUCUCCAACUCAUACGAUGUAAUAUUUUGUGGCCAGGAGAUUGGCAGUGGAGCUCAAAGAUGCCAUGAUCCGCAGCUUUUGGAGGGACAAGGUGGCCUUGUCAAAGAUCUUGUUGAAGCCGUCUGCCAGCUGCAAGGCAAGGUGUGCCGAACUUGGAGUUCCAACUGGCCCUUUAGAGUCCUACAUUGAAUCAUUCAGGCACGGUGUACCUCCACAUGGUGGUGUAGGCCUCGGCCUGGAGCGAAUUGUGCAGUUGUACUUGGGCCUGGAUAACAUCCGGAAGGCCUCGAUGUUUGCUCGAGAUCCAACACGCCUGACGCCAUAAUCUAGGAAGCUUUCCUGUUCAACCCGCACCAUAGAUUGACAGAUAGCUAUGUCAAACAGUCAAAUAGAUUACGGUUUAUUCUUCGGCUGAUUCAAUCAGCCUGAUCCUGGCUCCAUGAAGAGCGG